Messenger RNA from Rhipicephalus sanguineus (brown dog tick), 557 nucleotides. Its product is annotated as inactive peptidyl-prolyl cis-trans isomerase FKBP6. Gene Ontology annotation, molecular function: peptidyl-prolyl cis-trans isomerase activity. The transcript has 3 exons. Lineage: Eukaryota; Metazoa; Arthropoda; Arachnida; Ixodida; Ixodidae. Bases 105 to 557 code for a protein of 150 amino acids. The record is from RefSeq and is a predicted model, not a curated record.
CCGUGCACGGAUCCGGCCAUCGUGUACCUCGCCACGCAACGGUCGCUUUCCAUUGCACCACUUACGUCCAGUCAAGUUGCACGGAGCGCGUCGACUCCUCCACGAUGCGCAACACGCCGUUCCGCUGCGACAUCAAGGAUGCGGGUGUUCCAGGACUGCGGAUCGCGCUGCGCAGCAUGCGAGUGGGGGAGGAAUGCCAGGUGCGGGUUACUCCGGAAUACGGAUACGGGGACGUGGGCUGCGGCAAUCGCAUCCCGCCCAGUGCCGUUCUCUAUUUCGAGCUAACCUUACUGGAGUACGUCGAGACCCACGACGACGGCGCCAUGAGCAGCGAGGAGUGCUCCAAACUGCCCUUCAGCAAACUGUUUAAGGUCUGUUGCCUAAAGUACCGUGACGCCAACAGAUUCUUGGCCGCCAAAAACUACGUGGCUGCAGAUCGCGGCUACGCUGAUGCGGCGAAGCUACUGGAGUCUGCGCUGGAGCCACCCGAUGACGAGCAGAGAAACCAGAGGCGUGGGCUCCUCAAGCUGUACACAAACUGGCGUAUUGCGGAUUGA